Messenger RNA from Mustela lutreola (European mink), 2069 nucleotides. RefSeq names its product DNA polymerase delta 3, accessory subunit (gene POLD3). The coding region runs from base 121 to 1512 and encodes 463 amino acids. Gene Ontology annotation, biological process: DNA strand elongation involved in DNA replication; DNA synthesis involved in UV-damage excision repair; nucleotide-excision repair, DNA gap filling. NCBI's taxonomy places the organism in Eukaryota, Metazoa, Chordata, Mammalia, Carnivora, Mustelidae. Gene Ontology annotation, cellular component: nucleus; delta DNA polymerase complex. The transcript has 12 exons. Gene Ontology annotation, molecular function: DNA-directed DNA polymerase activity. The record is from RefSeq and is a predicted model, not a curated record.
CCGCCGUAGUGCGUCGCCUUCGUUGCUGUGGGAAACGACCCGGGACCCGGGAGAGAGAAAGACGUUUCCCGCCGGCGGGAGCUACGUUUGUGGUGGCGGGGCUCGCAGCUCCGUAGCACCAUGGCGGACCAGCUUUAUCUGGAAAACAUAGACGAGUUCGUCACGGACCAGAACAAGAUCGUGACCUACAAAUGGCUGAGUUAUACACUAGGGGUUCAUGUUAACCAAGCCAAACAGAUGCUCUAUGAUUAUGUUGAAAGGAAGCGAAAGGAGAAUUCGGGAGCCCAGCUGCAUGUCACGUAUUUAGUGUCUGGCAGUCUCAUUCAGAAUGGACAUUCUUGCCACAAGGUUGCAGUAGUGAGAGAAGAUAAAUUGGAAGCAGUGAAGUCCAAGCUAGCGGUGACUGCCAGCAUCCAUGUGUACAGCAUCCAGAAAGCCAUGCUAAAGGACAGUGGGCCUCUGUUCAAUACGGACUAUGACAUCCUUAAAAGCAACUUGCAGAACUGCAGCAAGUUUAGUGCCAUACACUGUGCAGCUGCAGUCCCCAGAGCUGCUGUUGAAUCCUCGUCCUCUGAAAAGUUUGAGCAGUCCAAUCUUCAAGUAUCAAGUGAGACACCAGCCAAUAAUGAGUUGACAACCAAUGGUCACAGUCCACCUACCUCCAAACAGAUUUUCCAGCAGCCCAAAGGGAUAAUGGGUAUGUUUGCCUCUAAAGCUGCUUCUAAAACUCAAGAUGCCAACAAGGAAACCAAAACAGAGACUAAAGAGAUAACAAAUGUAUCUUCCACAGGCAACAAGGCACCAGGGAAAGGGAAUGUGAUGAGCAAUUUUUUUGGAAAAGCUGCAAUGAAUAAAGUCAAUUUGGAUUCAGAACAAGCAGUGAAAGAAGAAAAAAUAGUGGAGCAACCUCCAGUGUCUGUCACUGAACCAAAGCUGGCAGCCCCUACAGGCCUGAAGAAAUCCAGCAAAAAAGCAGAGCCUGUUAAGAUGCAGCAGAAGGAAAAAAAAAGGGGGAAGCGAGUGGAGUUAUCUGAUGAUGAGACAAAAGAAACUGAAAAUAUGAAGAAAAAGAGGAGACGAAUCAAACUUCCUGAGUCUGAUAGCAGUGAAGAUGAAGUCAUACCAGACUCUCCUGGGGAUUAUGAAGCUGAGUCACCAUCCCCACCUCCUCCUCCUCCUUCUCCACCUCCUGAACCAGUACCGAAGACUGAACCAGAACCUCCUUCUGUCAAGAGCUCAAGUGGAGAAAAAAGAAAACGAAAGCGGGUGCUGAAAUCGAAAACCUUUGUAGAUGAGGAAGGCUGCAUGGUGACUGAAAAAGUCUACGAGAGUGAAUCCUGCACAGAUAGUGAAGAGGAGCUUAAGAUGAAGACCUCCUCCAUACACAGACCCUCCACUAUGACUGUGAAAAAAGAACCCAAAGAAGAACGAAAGGGCCCAAAGAAAGGGACUGCUGCUCUGGGCAAAGCCAACAGACAAGUAUCCAUUACUGGCUUCUUCCAGAGGAAGUGAACUGCCAUCUCUGUUAAGUCAGAGACAUGGAGUGGUCAGAGGAGAAGACCAAGACAGACAGACUCUCACUUACUGUGUAAGUUCAUCCUGUGCCUGACCUUGCCUAUAUCAAAAGACUUCUUCCAUCCUGUGAGGUUUAUACUGUUUCUGGUUUUUAACCAAAGGGAAAGCACCUGGAAGCAAGAGGCAAAAGAAUAUUUAAGAAGCUGUUAUGUUCUAAGGACAUUUUCUUAAACACAAUCUUUGACCUGUUCUGGAGAAGAAUCCACUCCAAAAAUAAAUUGGAACAGGUUUCAGAAUUAUCACUGAAGCCAUUUAGUUGCUAAUUCAUUGGGCCCUACACACCCUCUGCCCUGAGCACUUACGGCUCAGGAAGUAUUCCUCCGUGUUCCUUUGCAUUCUGUGGACUUGUGUGGGUCUUCAUUUAUCCCUGAAUUUUACAGGACGUGUUUACCACUCCCUCUAUAAUCCCUUCCCCACUACCGUACUUCUGUGUGAAGCCAUUUUCUGUAAGUCUUGUAAAUCUUGGUUGGACUAAAGGCUGAAACAAAAAUCUC